UCUCUCUCGGGUAAACUAGACGACCCGCUCAAAUUCACCCGCCAACAGAUCUCCGCCGUCUCCCUCCGCCGGCUCCCCGCUCGCCGCUCGCCGCCCACCGCCGGCGGAAUCGCUUCUCCGAGGUCUCCGAUUUCUGUACGGCGGGCGUAGUUCCCGUGGAGACUCUUCGCCGAAGAAAGCACGGACAGCUGUCGUCGCGCUCGCCGGCGCAGUGCGCUCGUCGCCUUUUCGACCCAUCGAAGGGCCGGCAUCUAACCGCGAUGGAUCUCUCCUCGUUCAAGCAGGACGUCGAUGAACUGAUCAACGAUUUCGCUCAGGGCGGAUCGAGGGCUUUGGCUGAUAUGAAGCGCGUAUGGCUGUCGAGGAAGUUCUCCUACAUUUACGAGGCUCGUCCUUCGUCCAACUUGACCUUCUUCAUGCAAACGCUCUAUUCUCAGUCAAUCGGUCACAUGGUCAGCUCAGAGUCCCUAUCUCGCCGGUUAGGUGGACUGUAUUGCCUUUACUGUCUUUAUGAGACUCAACCAUUCAAACCUCCUUACAGAAUUUAUCUCUCUUUGGGAGAGCUGAAGAAUCUUAAGCAUCUUGUUGCUAGUGCAAAAGUUGAAGGAAUAACGGUGGUAUCGCCUCUGGUCAAGAAAAUGCUGGAAAAGAACAUGUUUCUAUUUGGGGCUGUUGAAAUCAAUGAAGGCUCUAUUACAGAAAGAGUAAACCAACUCAUGGAACUACAGAACGCACGUGUUCAAGUAGCUUAUAAGAAGUUAUUUGCUAAUACAAGGAUUGAGCAUUUUCUUCACAUGGAUUUGGGUAUGGAAAUUGAUAUGGAUAUGGUCAAGAAUAUGUCAAACGAAUAUGCCGAGGCCAAGAAAAGAGCCAUUAAAGAGGCUCGCGAGGUGGUCGAUGUUCAGAACAUAGAACAUAUAGCUUACGACAAGAAACCAAUUGGAGAUGAACUGACGAAGAUUGAGGAAAACUGGACUGCGCAGAGAGACAUGCUUUACCGCCAGAUAGGUUUCAAUCAGCAUGGUGGUGAAAAACAGCAACAGCAGCAAUUACAAUUAGUACAGCAUCGGCUGGAGGAGGAACCAGAUGAAAGAGAAGAUGAAGACUUCGAGCAAGAGCUGGAACAGCUUCUAUCUCGACCUUAAUUGGAUACUUAAGAGGAGUAGAUUUGUUCUUCUUUUUUUUUUUUGGUCAGAGGAAUAGAUUCGUUCAAGGCACAGAAUUUGUGAAGUUGGACGCUGGCCCUUCCAGUUUCCCAUAACUGCCUGAAGCGCUGUGACUGAAGUGCUCUGCAGUUUGCGACGCCAUCGUGGGGGGUGGAGGCUAGUACCAAAACAGGAUUGAAUCGAGUUGUUUCUGAAGAUUUGAAGGUACCAUUAGAACUUUGGCAGUGGAAGAGUAGAGCUUCAUCUUAAGAUUCUUUCGGGGUUGCUUGUAGUUUAUCUUCACCCCGUUCCAUCUCAGAGGACCUGUCAAAUAUUAACAGAUGGUUGAACAAGGUUGGAGGGUUAGGAACGUGUCGUAUUUGCAAUUUCACAUAUUUAAAAAGGUCAGUAUCAUAGUUUUGUUUCAAGUUC
Syzygium oleosum is the source of this 1577-nucleotide messenger RNA. RefSeq lists its product as uncharacterized. Bases 261 to 1145 code for a protein of 294 amino acids. The record is from RefSeq and is a predicted model, not a curated record. Gene Ontology annotation, cellular component: snRNA-activating protein complex. Gene Ontology annotation, molecular function: sequence-specific DNA binding. Gene Ontology annotation, biological process: snRNA transcription by RNA polymerase III; snRNA transcription by RNA polymerase II. Lineage: Eukaryota; Viridiplantae; Streptophyta; Magnoliopsida; Myrtales; Myrtaceae. The transcript has 8 exons.